Ambispora leptoticha is the source of this 154-nucleotide messenger RNA. The record is from the annotation of a GenBank genome assembly. Lineage: Eukaryota; Fungi; Glomeromycota; Glomeromycetes; Archaeosporales; Ambisporaceae.
CCAGAGACUAGCUUACGCCAAUAUGCCAUCGAACAUGGAAUGGAUCCUGAGAAUUUUUCGAUCAUUACAGAAGCUGAAAGAAAUAGGUGGGCCAUCGAUUGUUUUCGUGGGGAUUUGGAAAGAGAUAUACGCUUUUAUCGCGGUGGAAUAGAAA